UUCGUCUAUGAACUAAGUGUAAAACGUUAAGGAGGAAAAGAGGAAACUCGUGGUCUAAGUGGCAGUGGUUGUCCUCCUUUACAAAUGGCGACUUACGGUGCAACACGCCGAAUUUUAUAACCGCCAGAGUAGAUAGAUUACAUUUGUAUUGUAGGUCGAGGAAAGUGUUUAAAACUUAUUGGAAGAAAGUAAGGAAACUAGAAAAAAUGGGAAACGUGUCGGCUUCAUCUGCACCUCCACCACCUCCGCCUCCAACAUCAGUUCCUACGGUUCCUCUUCAAUUUGAAAAGACAGACCCUACGACCGGGGUUGCGCCGUCUACUCCGAUUUCAGAUCGUCUUGAAAAUCCUGGCACGAUCGAGGACCUACAUAAGAAGUGCAAAGAUGUACUCCCCGUUAAUUUUGAAGGAGCAAAGUUGAUGUUAAAUAAGGGUCUUAGUAACCAUUUUCAAAUUUCUCAUACAAUCAAUAUGAGUUCUGUAACACCGUCUGGAUACAGAUUUGGUGCGACUUAUGUGGGUACUAAGCAAAUAUGUCCCACCGAAGCUUACCCAGUUUUAUUUGGUGAUAUUGACCCUACUGGAAAUCUAAAUGCUAAUAUAAUUCAUCAAUUAGGGCAGAGACUAAGGGCUAAGGUAGCAGUUCAAGUACAAAGAAGCAAAUUUACUGCUGUACAAAUGACAAACGAUUAUCGUGGUGAUGCAUAUACAGCUUCUCUUACGUUAGGUAAUCCAGAUAUUCUUAAUGGCUCUGGUGUUUUAGUAAUGCAUUAUCUUCAGAGUCUUUCUCCCACUCUUGCUUUGGGAGGUGAACUUGCAUAUCAACGAGGACCAGGGUUACCUGGAGGACAAAUAUUUGUUGUAUCAGCCGCUGGCAGAUAUACAAAUGGAGAGUCUACGAUUAGUUGUAGUUUAGGUCUUGCAGGCUGUCACGUUUGUUUCCAUCAGAAAGCUAGUCAGAAUUUGCAAGUAGGUGUAGAGUUGGAAAUUAAUGCACGAUUGCAGGAGUCCACGGGAACUAUUGCCUAUCAAGUCGAUUUACCUAAAGCAGAUUUAUUGUUCAGAGGAAGUGUUGAUACAAAUUGGACAGUUGGUGCUGUAUUAGAAAAGAAAUUACAGCCAUUGCCAUUUUCUUUCGCACUUAGUGGCAUGCUUAAUCACACCAAACAACAAUUUAGACUUGGUUGUGGCCUUAUUAUUGGCUAAGAGUUAUGCUAGUUUACGUAAUUGAUUAUUAUCAUACGGAUGGAAAAGAGCAGUGCUUUACUGCCAUGUUACUAAAGAUAAUAAUGUAACUAGCAUUAACGAUGCAAAGUUAGUGUCUUUUCUCAGUCUCCCAUCCAUCAUUUAUUGAAACAUGUUUUAGUAAAGUUAUAUUAUUCGAGCACACAAUUAAACAUUCACUUUAUUACACUGUAGGCUAAUUGAAUUACAAAAUAUUCUGAAGUCACUAGAUUAUUUCACAUUUAAAUUACCAUUUCUGUUAUAAUUUAAACAGCAUUUUUGUUUCUGUUUUAAGUCAGAAACAAAUAUUUACUGCAUUUACGGAUUUGUAAAAACAAAAAUGUAUAUAAAAAUAUCCGUGUGCUAAUAA
This is a messenger RNA of Polistes canadensis, 1593 nucleotides long. It is a transcript of the gene Tom40, whose product is annotated as mitochondrial import receptor subunit TOM40 homolog 1. The record is from RefSeq and is a predicted model, not a curated record. The transcript has 7 exons. Gene Ontology annotation, biological process: protein import into mitochondrial matrix. Bases 207 to 1205 code for a protein of 332 amino acids. Gene Ontology annotation, molecular function: transmembrane protein transporter activity. Gene Ontology annotation, cellular component: mitochondrial outer membrane translocase complex; mitochondrial outer membrane. Lineage: Eukaryota; Metazoa; Arthropoda; Insecta; Hymenoptera; Vespidae.